AUGGCGGAGCCGGAGUUGUUACGCGUGGUGCCCAGCGACUUAUUCCCACUUGUGCUCGGUUUCCUGCGCGACAAUCAGUUUCCGGAGGCGGCUAGCAAGUUCGCUAAGGCUACGGGAACUGCCCAACAAGACCCCAAUGCCACUUCCCUUUUGGACAUCUAUAGUUUCUGGCUCAAGUCUUCCAAGUCUCAAAAGCGGAAGCUGCAGGCUAACGGACCAGUGGCAAAGAAGGCUAAGAAAACAGUUGCUUCUGGUGACAGCAGUCAUAAAGGAGAGGCCAAACAGCCUACAGCUAAGAAACUAGCCACCAAGUCACCUCAGCCUGGGAAGUCACCUAUUCCUGCCAAAGCAGCAGAGAGUAGUAGUAGCAGCAGUGAAGACUCCAGUGAGGAAGAAGACAAAGAAAGCCAGAAGAAGCCUGCCCAGAAGGGAGCCAAGCCCCCAGCCAAGGCAGCCAAGCCUUCCCCUAAGGCAGCCCAGCCCAAGAAAGCUGAAAGUUCCAGUUCUGACUCUGACUCUGACUCCGACUCAGACUCCGACUCCGACUCUGACUCUGACUCUGACUCCAGCUCAGAGGAUGAAGCUACCAAGAAACAGAAACCAAAGACCCCAGUUAAGACUCCAGUUAAGACCCCAGGCAAAGCCACAGCUAAGACUCCAGUUAAGACCCCAGCUAAGCCAGGCAAAGCUGCCCAAGUCACCUCCAAAUUAGCCAAUGGCAAAGCUGGUGAAAGCAGCAGCAGCAGCAGCAGCAGCAGCAGUAGCAGUAGUGAUUCAGAUGAGGCAGCAGUUCCAACCAAAAAGGCUGUACUGAAGAAACCAACUCCAUCCAAGACCCCUGUGAAACCUGCCCAGGAGAGUUCUAGCAGUGAAGAUUCCUCCAGUGAGGAAGAAGAGGAUCAGAAACAGAAGAAAAAAUCUGUCAGGGCCAAGCAGGGUCCAUAUAGCUCUGUCCCUCCACCCCCUUGCACCCAGCCAAAGAAGGUAGGAGGGGACCAGCCUCCUAAGAAGAAGGUGGGAGGGGACCAACCAUCCAAGAAGGUAACAGUCACUCAACCCCCCAAGAAGAAGUUAGCAAGUGACCAGCCCCCCAAGAAGAAAGAGGAAAGCAGUGACUCUUCUGAUAGUAGUGAGGACAGCAGUGAUGAGGAGGAGGCAGCCACUGCAGGACAGGCCAAAGUUGCUACACCUAAGGCCACACCAGCCAAGGCCACACCAGCCAAGACUACAACAAACAAGGCCACAGGAGAGGAAUCCAGUUCAGACAGUGACUCAGAUUCCAGCUCUGAGGAGGAAGAGAAGAAACCUUCCCAGAAGGCAACCCCCAAACCUGCCGUUGUUGUUAAGGUCACUCCCAAGCCGGCUGUGACUACAAAAGCUGCUGAGGAUUCUUCAGAUAGCUCAGACUCUGACAGCUCUGAGGAUGAGGCACCAGCCAAGCCAGCCCCUGGUAAUAAGCUAGCCCCUAGUCCAAAGGCUUUGCCCAGGAAAGCUGAUAGCAGCUCGAGUGAGGAGGACAGCAGUUCCAGUGAGGAAGAGAAGAAGCCAGUGACAAAGGCUGCAGCAGCUAUCCCCAAACCCAAGGUAGGGGUCAAGGGAAUUCCAUCUCCAGGGGCCAAAGCAGCUCCCCAGGACAGCAGUUCAGACUCAGAAAGCUCCAGCAGUGAAGAAGAUGAGCCAUCAAGCAAUGUGACUAAGUCCAAGGUGGAGACCACAGCUGUUCCUAAACCUUCCUUGGCAAAAAAAUCUAAGGCCAAGAGUAGUUCUUCUGAUAGCUCUAGCGAAGAGGAGGAACAACCAAAACUUAAAAAGAGCCCUAGCCUAGUGGCUAAUGGGUCCUGCCCUCCAACACCUCAGAAUGGGAAGACUGGCACACCUCAGGAUGAGAAGGAAGAGGAGACAGCAGCCAAGCCAGGCUCUGGAAAGAAGCGGAAAAAGGAUGCUGCCCCUGGCCAAGAGGCCACUCCCCCUAAGGUGAAGAAACAAAAGCCUCAGACCCCAAAUACGGUUCCCAAAACAAAGAAGGGAGAGAAAAGGGCAUCCUCACCUUUUCGGAGAGUCAAGUCAGAAGAAGUCGAAGUGGAUUCUCGGGUGGCUGACAAUUCCUUUGAUGCCAAGAGGGGUGCAGCUGGAGAUUGGGGAGAGAAAGCAAACGAGGUCCUGAAGUUCACCAAAGGCAAGUCUUUUCGACAUGAGAAGACUAAGAAGAAGAGGGGCAGCUACCGAGGUGGUGCCAUUUCCACCCAAGUCAACUCUGUUAAGUUUGAAAGUGACUGAAUGGAGAGACCUUGACUCUGGAGCCUAAGGCCCAGCACCCAGUUCUGUUUCUUGGAUUGGCUGGCUCGAGCUAGUGACUGCUCCCUCAGCCAUAGUCCAGACUUGGCCAUGGACAGGUUUUCAAUGAGGAUCCUUUGGGGAAUGGGUGGGUGGUGGGACAGGAAAGUAAGUUGAGGGAAGUGUUCUUCCAGAAGUGUGUUGCUUGGUUGUCCCCUCAAUCCUCUGAAAUCCAAAUACAGCUUGACCUCAUUUGAGAAGUCCCUGAAAGGUUGUAUGUGAAGCAAAAAUUUGUAAUUUUAUAUUGAAUCAUAUUUUCCUAUUGAUUAACAUAACUUGCCAGAGAAGCACUCCCACAGGCAACAUUUUGACCCAAUAGACUUUGGUUAAAAGACACAUGGUUAAAAGACACAAUUGAGCACCCGUAAUAUUUUGGAUGGUUUCAGUUUGAGGGUAGGGUAAAUUAGGUAAGACAACCUAUCUUAGAAGAAGCUUUUCUCCAAAAAACUAUUGUGAAACUGUCAACAUAGUCCUGAAGAGGGACCUGCAUCUGCACCAUCCAAAUCACCUUUGGAGUUUUGAAAUACUAUACAUCUCAAGAGGCUGCUUCUCAGUUCACUCAUUCUGGGUGUUCAUCAUCCCCUACAAACUUCACAGAGAGCCAGCUGAGCAACUGACAAUAAAUAACACUCCCAGAUUCAUUUA
Gracilinanus agilis (Agile Gracile Mouse Opossum) is the source of this 2979-nucleotide messenger RNA. RefSeq names its product nucleolar and coiled-body phosphoprotein 1 (gene NOLC1). The coding region runs from base 1 to 2277 and encodes 758 amino acids. Lineage: Eukaryota; Metazoa; Chordata; Mammalia; Didelphimorphia; Didelphidae. Gene Ontology annotation, cellular component: nucleoplasm; nucleolus. The record is from RefSeq and is a predicted model, not a curated record. Gene Ontology annotation, molecular function: protein binding. The transcript is spliced from 14 exons.